This is a messenger RNA of Dissoconium aciculare CBS 342.82, 3438 nucleotides long. Its product is annotated as RNB-domain-containing protein. Gene Ontology annotation, biological process: rRNA catabolic process. Lineage: Eukaryota; Fungi; Ascomycota; Dothideomycetes; Mycosphaerellales; Dissoconiaceae. The coding region runs from base 49 to 3102 and encodes 1017 amino acids. The transcript has a single exon. The record is from RefSeq and is a predicted model, not a curated record. Gene Ontology annotation, cellular component: nuclear exosome (RNase complex); cytoplasmic exosome (RNase complex). Gene Ontology annotation, molecular function: endonuclease activity; 3'-5'-RNA exonuclease activity; RNA binding.
UAACAUUUUGCAUACACAUACACUCGAACUGGGUAAGAUUUCAUUGAGAUGACGUCCCUUAAGCGCUCCCAUGCGGCGACAACUUCAAAUACGACGCUCAGUAGCAAGACAUAUAUACGGACGCUGAAAUCAGGCAAGGUUCAAAAAGUGGUGCGCGAGCUGUAUCUACGUCAAGAUAUUCCUUGCUCAUCACAACUUUGCGCAACAUGUAUCGACCUAGCACCCGUGAGCUUCAACGGGAAGUCUGCCCCGGCAGUCCUUUCAGCCACGCCGAAAGGAACCAAAACUGUUCCUCAAGGACAUUAUUUGGUCCCUGACACGAAUGCUUUGCUAUCAGCGAUGGAUCUAUUUGAAGCAGAAGGCGUCUUGCAAGACGUCAUCGUCCUGCAAACAGUUCUUGAAGAGGUCAGGAAUCGAUCACUUCCUCUCUACCAUCGUUUGAUCUCCCUCACGAAGAAUGAAGAUAAACGCUUCUACAUAUUCUUCAAUGAUUUCCGGUUAGAAUCAUACAUCCAGCGAGAGGCUGGUGAAUCGAUCAAUGAUCGAAACGAUCGAGCAGUCCGCAAAGGCUGCGCUUGGUAUCAAGAACACUUGCAAAAGGCUGUCAAACAACAGAAAAGUGUUCGCUGCCCGGUUGUAGUGAUGCUCUCUGAUGACAGAGAAAAUCUGCGAAAAGCGAAAGCAGAGGGCAUCAACGCAUCAAAUCUUCACGAUUACGUAUCUAGCCUUCCGGAUGCAGAUCGUCUCCUCGACAUGGUGGCAGCCAGCCGCGAGCAACGUGCGGUGCGAGAUGACAGGGCGAAAAAUCUGUAUCCUGAAUACGCGUCCACGUCGGCAAUGAUGACAGGCGUGAAAGCCGGCACUCUGCAUCAAGGCAUUUUCAACGUUUCGCAAUACAACUAUCUCGAAGGAACCGUUCAUGUACCCGCAUUUGAUCGUCCCCUAAUCAUACAAGGUCGCGAAAACAGCAAUCGCGCGGUAUCGGGCGAUGUGGUUGUUCUUGAGAUUCUACCUAGAGACCAGUGGAAGGCUCCAUCAAGUAAAGUCAUCGAAGAGGAUGAGGUGAACAAAAACGACAAUGCUGAGAUCGAGGACGAUUCUGCCGAGGCUGUCAUCACUGACCGCGAGAGAAAGGCUCUGGUGGAGGAAGUCAAGCGGGCCCAAGGUAAGAGCACAGAAGGCAAGCCUCAGCCCACAGCCAAAAUUGUGGGAGUUGUGAAGCGUAAUUGGCGUCAGUAUGUCGGGUUGAUUGACAAGGACUCUGUCAAGUCUGGUGCGAAGGAGAGCCGAGCGCAACAGACGGUUUUCUUGAUUCCUAUGGACAAGCGGAUUCCAAAGAUCAGAGUUCGAACACGGCAAGCAGGGGAGCUUGUCGGAAAGCGGGUUUUGGUCACCAUUGAUUCUUGGGACCGUGAGUCUCGAUACCCAGUUGGACAUUUUGUACGAAGCUUGGGUGAACUAGAAAGCAAAGGUGCCGAGACUGAAGCUCUGCUCUUGGAAUUUGAUGUGCAAUAUCGACCAUUUCCGAAGACUGUCCUCGAUUGUCUGCCAGCAGAGGGUCAUGAUUGGAAAGUCCCGGCCAGCACGUCUGAUCCGGGAUGGCGAGGCAGAAAAGACCUGCGCGAGCUGCUUGUAUGCUCGAUUGAUCCUCCUGGAUGUGUCGACAUUGACGACGCUCUACACGCCAGGCGUUUGCCAAAUGGAAAUUUCGAGGUCGGUGUGCACAUCGCAGACGUCUCUCACUUCGUCAAACCCAAUAAUGCUAUGGACAAGGAGGCUUCUCUACGAGGCACGACGGUUUAUCUCGUGGACAAGCGCAUUGACAUGUUGCCAAUGCUCCUUGGAACGAAUCUUUGCUCGCUUAAGCCGUACGUCGAACGCUAUGCUUUCAGUGUAUUAUGGGAGCUGGACGAGAAUGCCGACAUCGUGAACGCCAACUUCACCAAGAGUGUCAUCAGGAGCCGCGAAGCUUUCAGCUAUGAGGCGGCACAGAUUCGUAUCGAUGAUGCAUCACACCAGGACGAUUUGACGAAUGGCAUGCGCCAGCUCAUGAUGCUCUCCAAAAAGCUCCGCGCGAAACGUAUGGCUGCUGGCGCACUCAAUCUCGCCAGUCCCGAGGUUCGCGUUGAGACAGAGAGCGAGACCUCGGAUCCCAUGGACGUCAAAACGAAACAACUCCUCGACACAAACCAGCUCGUCGAAGAGUUCAUGUUACUCGCCAAUAUCAGUGUUGCUGGCAAGAACUACGAGGCAUUCCCCCAGACAGCACUGCUUCGUCGACACGCGACGCCGCCAAAGACGAACUUCGAAGAACUAGCUAAUCAGCUCAAGGUCAAAAAAGGUAUGGAGCUACGAAGCGACUCCUCCAAGGCCGUGGCAGACAGUCUUGACACCUGCGUCGACCCUCAAAAUCCAUUCUUCAACACCUUGGUGCGAAUCAUGGCAACGCGGUGCAUGACGAGUGCCGAAUACUUUUGCGCCGGACAACAUGCAUAUCCCGAGUUCCGACAUUAUGGUCUGGCUUCAGAAAUCUACACUCACUUCACUUCGCCAAUUCGACGAUAUGCGGACUUGGAAGCGCACCGGCAAUUAGCCGCUGCAAUCGAGUACGAGCCUCUGGAUGCCAGCCUGCAGUCUAUGGGCAAGCUCGAGGCCGUGUGCAGGAACAUCAACGUCCGCCACCGCAAUGCACAGAUGGCCGGUCGUGCCAGCGUGGAAUACUACGUCGGCCAAGCGCUCAAAGGCCGAGUCAUCGAUGAGGACGCAUUCAUCAUGCGUAUUUUCAGCAACGGAUUCGUGGUGUUCGUGCCGCGGUUCGGCAUCGAAGGUCUCAUCCGCCUUCGCGACAUGCUCCCUGACAACGAUGCCACCAACAAGGCGGUUGGUGGCGGAAAUGGUGGCGGCGUCGGCCGAGAGCCUGACAGCAUUUUCGACGCCGAGAAUUACUCGUUGGAGAUUUUUGCGGCGCCGGCUGCCGGUGGUGCAGAAGCUGCCCCAGCGACGUCUAGGAAAGUUGAGCUUUUCGGCAAGGUCAGGGUUCGCAUCACCGACGAGGCCGAUGAAACUUCGGGCAAGCGAAGGAUCAAAUUAAAAUUGGUGUAGGUUUGACGCCAGGAAAGUGGUUGUCUCGGCUUUACGUUAUUGUGGUGCCGCCUCCGCCCACGGAGUAAUGAGGCGGCGUGGUUUGUCAUAUUUUUCGCUAGCGAGACAGUCAUGAUAUCAAAGGAGCGUUGCUUAUCUUGAGCAGCUCGGCCAGGAGACUCCGAAGGCUCACAUCGUUAAGCGAUAUGUCCGGCCGACGGCACAUGUGUGAAUACACCUCAUGAUGUGCGGCCCCGGGAAUGAGAGGUUGCAUUGCUUCGUAAAAAAUGAGUAAUUAGACCAAUCAAUCCCUGUCUACAUGUACAUACCCACCAAAAGAUUGCACUCUUGUACACG